AAGUAAGAUAUAAUUUUGAUAUAUCAUUUGUUCAUUUAAAUUAAAUUUAAUUUGUAAUAAAAUAAAAAUCAUAAAAUAGAUGACCCAGACUCGCCUGAGGAGUGUCCGGCCGAACCAUAAAUCUCUUGGCGACUUGUGUGGCGGGAAAAGAAACCUAGGUUUUUCGAUCGGGUUGUUUGGAGAGGGGGAAGAGCGUGGGGGAGAGAAACAGAGGGAGCACCGAUGGCGGAGGAGAAAGAGAAAGGAGCGGUGAUUCCGGCAGUUGUCGUAGAAGACCUGCCGAAGACUAUCGUCCGCCGGCUAGUGAAAGAAAAGCUCUCACAGCUCUCCAGGGACGGCGAAAUGUCCCUUCUUCGCGACGCUCUUCAAGCCUUCACCGAGAGCGCCCGCAUCUUCAUCCACUACCUGUCUGCUGCUGCAAAUGAUAAUUGCAUGGAGUCUAAAAGGCAAACAAUGAAUGCUGAAGAUGUAUUCAAGGCUCUUGAAGAUAUAGAGUUUAGUGAAUUUGUGGGACCUCUCAAAGCUUCUCUUGAAGAGUUCAGACUGAAAAAUUCUAAAAGGAAGGCGGUAUCUUCUAAGCCGGUGGAAUCCAACAAAAAGAGCAAGGGGGAAGGAAAACAUGCCGAAAAUGGUAAGAUGAAAGGGAAACAGGACCCUACGGAUAACCCAAAGGGUAAGCACAAAAAGACUGCAGCGGAUGGAGAUGGUGCAGGAAAGGCACAAAUAGUUGAAAGCGAAGAGAAAGGUGGUCAAGAAACCAAUGGAAGUGAAAAAGAAGAAGACGGAGAAGAAGAAGAAGAACAAGAAGAAGAAGAACAAGAAGAAGAAGAACUAGAAGAAGAAGAAGAAAAACAACAACAAGAAGAAGAAGAAGAAGAAGAAGAACAGAGUAGAGGCGACAGUGUUGAUGAAGAAGAAGGCAAUGCAAGCGACGACAGUGGUGACGAUUGAAGAGAUAUUGCAUAAACUAUAACUAAUGAAGGAAACACGUUUUGAUCUCUUUCACAUUCCCCUGUAAUGGGUGCCCUGCUCAUGUAAAGAGAUCAUACCUAAGUUAUUUACAAUUUUGGAUUUUUUAAUAUUCCAUCCGAAGAAAGAAUGAAAUAAAAAAUCUAAAAAUGUAGUUGUUAUUUAAAUAUUGAAAAUGAGUAAUACACUAACUGAAGAACAACCACAUUUAAUAUCCUGACGGUUCAAAAAAAGCGACGAGGUAAAGAACCGUAAAGAAACCCUCGAAGGAGCUUAUAUAUCGCUCACCUAAAAAAAUUAAUUACAUAUUUACAUUAACAUAAAAAAAAUUUAUAACUUAUUCUUCAGAACUCGGACUUCCAUCUGUGGUUGCAUUCAUGUAAUGCUCCGAUUCGAGUUGGUACGAUGACUCUUGAGCCCGACGUCUUGCCAAGAGCCAAUCUUGGUUGCAAACCAGUGUUUCAAGAGAUUCAGCGUUAAGACAACUUCGGUAGUCGGUUAGAAUGUUGCCGCCAGCACUGAAUUCUCGUUCAACUGCUACGGUUGAUACUGNAAAUUUU
Molecule: messenger RNA, 1529 nt
Organism: Cuscuta campestris
Lineage: Eukaryota; Viridiplantae; Streptophyta; Magnoliopsida; Solanales; Convolvulaceae
Source: the annotation of a GenBank genome assembly